AUGGAAUACCCACACCGCCGAAUACCAUUCACCAUGGAAUACCCACACCGCCGAAUACCAUUCACCAUGGAAUACCCACACCACCGAAUACCAUUCACCAUGAAAUACCCACACCGCCGAAUACCAUUCACCAUGGAAUACCCACACCGCCGAAUACCAUUCACCAUGGAAUACCCACACCGCCGAAUACCAUUCACCAUGGAAUACCCACACCGCCGAAUACCAUUCACCAUGGAAUACCCACACCGCCGAAUACCAUUCACCAUGGAAUACCCACACCGCCGAAUACCAUUCACCAUGGAAUACCCACACCACCGAAUACCAUUCACCAUGAAAUACCCACACCGCCGAAUACCAUUCACCAUGGAAUACCCACACCGCCGAAUACCAUUCACCAUGGAAUACCCACACCGCCGAAUACCAUUCACCAUGGAAUACCCACACCGCCGAAUACCAUUCACCAUGGAAUACCCACACCGCCGAAUACCAUUCACCAUGGAAUACCCACACCGCCGAAUACCAUUCACCAUGGAAUACCCACACCGCCGAAUACCAUUCACCAUGGAAUACCCACACCACCGAAUACCAUUCACCAUGGAAUACCCACACCACCGAAUACCAUUCACCAUGGAAUACCCACACCACUGA
Messenger RNA from Ylistrum balloti, 648 nucleotides. RefSeq lists its product as uncharacterized. Lineage: Eukaryota; Metazoa; Mollusca; Bivalvia; Pectinida; Pectinidae. The transcript has a single exon. The record is from RefSeq and is a predicted model, not a curated record. The coding region runs from base 1 to 648 and encodes 215 amino acids.